Phragmites australis (common reed) is the source of this 2546-nucleotide messenger RNA. RefSeq names its product putative AC transposase. Gene Ontology annotation, molecular function: DNA binding; protein dimerization activity. The transcript has 4 exons. The record is from RefSeq and is a predicted model, not a curated record. NCBI's taxonomy places the organism in Eukaryota, Viridiplantae, Streptophyta, Magnoliopsida, Poales, Poaceae. The coding region runs from base 172 to 2259 and encodes 695 amino acids.
CUAGCUUGCUCGCUCGCUCGCCGGCUCGCCCUCCUCCUCCGCCUCCUCGGCUCCUCCGUCCCCACCGCUCCCUCCACCUACAAGGGCGGCUCGGCUCCCGCUCCUCGCCGGCGCCGCUGCCUCCCCACGGAUUGGCUCGCGCCUCGCCUCCCAAUCAGUCGUCAGAUUGAUAUGGGGAACACAACUCUCACUGACAUGACUCUCCUGCCCGGUGUAGAGCCGAUGGCGGAAGUGGCCGCCUCCUCCUCCCCGGGCCAGGAGACCAAGGUCAAGAAGACGACCAUGAAGUCCCUCUACCUCAAGUUCUUCGAGACUGCUCCCGAUGGCAAGUCCCGCAUCUGCAGGCUCUGCAGGAAGAGCUACUUCAUGACCACCGCAACUGGGAAUCUGGGAAAGCAUCUUAAUAACCGCCAUCCUGGUUAUCACCAACUUCCUGAGGGCAUCAGCUUCACUGCCCAGAGUACCAUACAGGCCAGCAUGUUUGCUAGAAACAAGAAACCUCAUGUUCCAGUGCGAGCUCGGGCCCAAGCUCAGCCUCAAGUUCAAGCUCAAUCCCAAGUUCAAGUUCAAGCUCAAGCUCAAGCUAAAGUUCAUGCUCAACCUAAGACGAAACCGACGAUGGAUAUUGAUCAUGUCAACUGGUUACUUCUUAGGUGGCUGAUCAGCUCCUCCCUUCCACCUUCCAUCAUGGAAGAUAAUACACUUAUCGACAGUUGCAAGUACCUGAGCACGUCUGUCAGGCUUUGGCCAAAAGAAAAGGUUCAAGAAAUUAUCCUUGAAGUGUUCAGAAGUAUGAAGGAGGAUGUUAAGGCAUCCCUGCAGUGUAUCAAUUCUCGGCUUUCUGUUACUCUUGACUUUUGGACUUCUUGCGAGCAAAUUGUAUACAUAUCUGUGAAGUGCCAUUGGAUUGAUGAAAACUGGAUCUCGCAGAAAGUUCUACUUGACGUUUGCCGUGUUCCAUACCCAUGCACUGGCUCCGAGAUUUUGCAAGUUCUAAUGAAUGUCUUGCUGGCAUUUAACAUUGAUUCAAAAAUUCUUGCUUGCACACACAAUAACAGCGAGCAUGCAAUAAAUGCUUGUCAUGAGCUCAGACAGGAGCUUGAGUCCCGUACCCUCCCCUUCUGUUACAUCCCCUGUGCUGCUCGGACACUCAAGGUUAUCAUUGAAGAUGGCCUGGAAAAUGUCAGACCAAUUUUGUCCAAGAUCCGUGAGUUUAUUCUUGAAACCAAUUCAAACCAGGAGAUGAUGGAGGAUUUUAAGCACUGGGCCGAAGUUUAUCAAGAAGGCUCAUGGAAACUCCCCUUCGACUAUUCAUCGAAUUGGAAUGGUGAUUAUAGUAUGCUUGAUGUAGUAAAGAAGGCCCCUAACGCAAUGGAUAACACCAUCAAGAAGGUUGAAGAGAUCUUUGGACCAAGGAAUUGGGUUCUGAGUACAGCAGAGAAGUCAGUAAUCGAUUCUUUGCACUCGUACCUUGAGCCUUUCUAUAAAACCACCACCAACCUCUGUAAUUGCAAACUUCCAACUGUUGGGCUGAUCUUCUUCUUCAUGGACCAUGUCUUUGAGUUGAUCAAUGUGUGCCAUGAUAGCAGCCACCAAGAAUGGCUCAAGAACAUUGCCAGUGACAUGUCCAAGGCAGCUCAAAGCUUCACAUCUCAAGCUUACAACAUGUACACCUUCACAGCUGCAAUUCUUGAUCCGAGGAUCAAGGGAGAGCUUAUCCCUGAAACCCUGAACUCCGCGAGAAACUUGGAAGAUGCAAGGAACAAUUUUGUCAGGGACUACAGCAGCACCUUCCAAGUUGUUGGAAAUGGCCAUAUCACUCAGGACACCACAGAGGAUGCGGGUGCAUUCUCCUUUGCUGAAGAGAUUGUUCGUAAGCGGCGUCGAGUGAGCAUGAGUAAUGCUGCUGAUGAGCUCUCUCAGUAUCUUGCAGAGCCCCCUGCGCCUAUUUCCACUGAUGCUCUUGAAUGGUGGCGGGGGCAUUCCUCCCGCUACCCACGGCUCUCUUUGAUGGCCCGAGAUUUUUUGGCGAUUCAGGGGACCUCAUUGGAUCCUGAAGAAUUGUUCACAAGCAAAGGGGACAACAUCCAAAAGCAGCAGUACUGCCUUCCUCUUAGUAGCAUGCAGGCUACAAUGUGCAUAAAAUCAUGGAUGCAAAGUGGGUAUCAGUUCAAUUUUCAGUCAACCACCAUAGAUUUCGAGAGAUUGGUCGAAUCUGCUACUGCUCCUGAUGAUAUUGAUGGUUCUCUUCAUAACUAAAUGGUCAGCAGCUAAGGAUGCUAGAAUAGUAUCUUUGGUUUCUGUUAUUUAUUUUUUUCUGUUUUGUUUUAGAUGCUCAUGUAAAUAGUUCUUUGAACAUGUGAAUGUUGGAUUCUAGUGGUCUCUUGCAAAAUCCCAGACUGAGAAUCAUGGCAAGCAGCUUGUGCUUGCAUAAUUAAGACAGUUCAGAAUCAUGAAUUCAAUGUAAUUGUGAACAACCCUGCACCUGCAGACUGUGUUUGUUUCUCGUGAAGAUGCCAUGCCUUAACACCAAAAGGCAAUUCUUC